Molecule: messenger RNA, 696 nt
Organism: Chanos chanos (milkfish)
Lineage: Eukaryota; Metazoa; Chordata; Actinopteri; Gonorynchiformes; Chanidae
Gene: tk1
Product: thymidine kinase 1, soluble
Exons: 7
Coding region: 1-696 (231 amino acids)
Biological process (GO): thymidine metabolic process
Molecular function (GO): thymidine kinase activity; ATP binding
Source: RefSeq, a predicted model, not a curated record
AUGGACUGCUUGAACGUUCCCAGGAUUUUACCCAAUUCUCCAAGGAAAGCAAGAGGGCAAAUCCAGGUUAUUUUUGGGCCGAUGUUCUCAGGAAAAAGCACUGAGUUGAUGAGAAGAGUACGGCGUUUCCAAGUUGCGCAAUACAAUUGUUUAGUGAUUAAAUAUGCAAAAGACACGAGGUACUCGGAAGAGGGGAUGGCAACACACGACAAAUACACCAUGGAAGCUGUGCCAGCCAACUGCUUGCAAGAUGUACGUCCCCUUGCUCUGGGUGCGUGUGUCAUUGGCAUCGACGAAGGGCAGUUUUUCCCAGACACUGUGGAGUUCUGUGAGGAAAUGGCCAACAUGGGGAAAACUGUCAUUGUUGCAGCUCUCGACGGCACGUUUCAGAGAAAGGCAUUUGGCAACAUUCUGAACCUGGUACCUCUGGCAGAAAGUGUUGUUAAGCUGAAUGCAGUGUGCAUGCAGUGUUUCAAAGAGGCUUCCUACACAAAAAGACUGGGCACUGAGAAAGAGGUGGAGGUGAUAGGAGGUGCUGAUAAGUAUCAUGCCGUGUGUCGAGCAUGUUACGGAGGCCUGAUGGACAACAAAGAGAACCAUCUCCCUCAGAGAGAAGAAACGCCCCCACACACUACAGCAGGACAAUCUCUGCACCUCAAUGCCUCACGCAAACUCUUUGCAGCUCUGCACCUUUAA